AUGAAGUCUGCGUACCUGAUCUUCCUUGCGUCUCUGACGGUGUGCAACCUCACCGUGAACCACGGCCAGGGCAUCCCCGGCGAGGAUGACCCGGGAGAGCGCCCGACUCUGAACGACAUCUUACAGCACGCGGAGAGCCUUCUUCUUCGGUCCAUUCUCAAAAAAAUAGAGACCGAAGACAGCGUAGACGAAUCUCUAUCAUCGCAGCCGGAGUGGGUCGAAAAGAGGCAGCAUCCGGGGAAAAGACAGCACCCCGGAAAGCGCGAGGAAGACGACUAUGAAGAUUACGCAGAUCUUCAGAAAAGACAACAUCCCGGGAAGCGCGAGGACGAAACGAACGCGUUCACUGAAGUUCACAAAAGGCAGCACCCCGGAAAGCGUUUGGUGUUUGAGCAGAUAACGGAAAAUCCAAUCACCCAGAACGCGCUCUUCGGCGAGCUCGCCAAAAGGCAGCACCCGGGAAAACGGUACUUGACGAUGUUCAGCAAACGGCAACAUCCCGGCAAACGCGAAGAUAACGACAGUGAGUUGGGCACAGACGACCUGUUGGAUAUGGAAAAACGACAGCAUCCGGGGAAAAGAUACUGGGAUGAUUCAAACCCAGAAUUAGAGCCCAACUGGAGUCCAUGCGACGUAACGGACCCAGCGAACUGUAACAAAGCCAGUCUUUUACUUGAGUUGUUAGAUAACGUGACCAAAAGUCGCGUUGAGGAGAAGAGGCAACAUCCAGGGAAAAGGUUAGUUGUAGACGACGAUUUAACGGAACAGGAAUAG
Chanos chanos (milkfish) is the source of this 774-nucleotide messenger RNA. RefSeq names its product thyrotropin-releasing hormone (gene trh). Gene Ontology annotation, biological process: positive regulation of gamma-aminobutyric acid secretion; positive regulation of insulin secretion; hormone-mediated signaling pathway. Lineage: Eukaryota; Metazoa; Chordata; Actinopteri; Gonorynchiformes; Chanidae. Gene Ontology annotation, molecular function: thyrotropin-releasing hormone activity. The transcript is spliced from 2 exons. Gene Ontology annotation, cellular component: secretory granule; extracellular region. The coding region runs from base 1 to 774 and encodes 257 amino acids. The record is from RefSeq and is a predicted model, not a curated record.